GGCGGGGACUGGGCGGCCUCAUUCAUAGGGCCCUCGGUAGGAGCAGACACCUGAGGACGCAGAGCUUGCUGUCCCCUCACGAUGUGGCUCGUCGCUCUGGUCCUGACUUCCCUCGCCAUUUCCACGGCUUGGGGGCUGCCACCCUCACCACCUAUUGUGGAGACUUCUCAGGGCAGAGUCCUGGGAAAAUAUGUCAACUUGAAAGGAUUUGCACAGCCUGUGGCCGUCUUCCUGGGAAUUCCUUUUGCCAAGCCUCCUCUUGGAUCCUUGAGGUUUGCUCCGCCGCAGCCUGCAGAGCCAUGGACCUUCGUGAAGAAUACCACCUCUUACCCUCCCAGGUGCUCCCAAAGCACAGUGUUGGCGGAAAUGUCCUCUGAACUCAUUAGCAACGGAACCGAGAGCAUUAAGCCUAAAUUUUCUGAAGACUGUCUUUACCUAAAUAUUUACACCCCUGCUGACUUGACAAAGAGAAGCAGGCUGCCGGUGAUGGUGUGGAUUCAUGGAGGAGCUCUGCUGAUGGGAGGAGCACCAAUCUAUGAUGGGCUGGCCCUCUCUGCCCAUGAAAACGUGGUGGUGGUGACCAUUCAGUACCGCCUGGGCAUCUGGGGAUUCUUCAGCACAGGGGACGAGCACAGCCGCGGGAACUGGGGCCACUUGGACCAGGUGGCCGCACUGCGCUGGGUCCAGGAGAACAUUGCCACCUUUGGAGGGGAUCCAGGCUCUGUGACCAUCUCUGGAGUGUCAGCAGGAGGGGAAAGUGUCUCCGUUCUUGUUUUAUCUCCCCUGGCCAAGAAUCUCUUCCACCGGGCCAUCUCAGAGAGUGGCGUUGCCCUCCUUCCUGGCCUGGUCAAGAAGGACUCUAAGGCUGAAGCUAAGCGAAUUGCUGCCUUUGCUGGGUGCAAAACCACCACCUCGGCCGUCCUUGUUCACUGCCUGCGCCAGAAGACAGAGGACGAGCUCUUGGAGAUAACGCAAAAGAUGAACUUUUUCACUCUUGAUUUCUUGGGAGACCCAACAAAGCAGGUGGAGAGGGAGAUGCGGUGUGACCUGGAAGGGGAAGCACAGACCCUACUCUGCCCUCUUCUCCAGACCUAUCCUUUCCUGCCCACCGUGGUGGACGGAGUGGUGCUGCCAAAGAUGCCCAUAGAGAUGCUGGCUGAAAAGAACUUCAACACCGUUCCCUACAUCGUCGGAAUCAACAAGCAAGAGUUUGGCUGGAUUCUGCCAUUGCUCAUGGGCUUCCCACUCUCUGCAGGCAAGAUGGACCAGGAGAUGGCCACGUCACUGGUGUGGAAGUCCUAUCCCAUCCUUAACAUCCCUGAGGAACUGGCUCCAGUGGCCACUGACAAGUAUUUAGGAGGGACACAUGACCCUGUCCAAAAGAAAGACCUGCUCCUGGACUUGAUGGCAGAUGGGUUGCUUUGUGUCCCAUCUGUGAACACGGCCCGUUACCACAGAGAUGCUGGAGUCCCGACCUACAUGUACGAGUUUCAGUAUCGCCCAAGCUUCUCAUCAGAGCUGAAACCCAAGACGGUGAUAGGCGACCAUGGGGAUGAAGUCUUCUCUGUCCUUGGUGCUCCAAUUUUGAAAGAUGGUGCCUCAGAAGAAGAGAUCAAUCUCAGCAAGAUGGUGAUGAAAUUCUGGGCCAACUUUGCUCGGAAUGGGAACCCCAAUGGGGAGGGGCUUCCCCACUGGCCAGCAUAUGACCAGAAAGAAGGGUACCUUCAGAUUGGUGUCAACACUCGGGCAGCCGAGAAGCUGAAAAGUGAGAAAGUGGCUUUCUGGAAUGAGCUUCUGUCCCAGGACGCAGCAAAGAAGGCCCCACAGUCAAAACACGUUGAGCUGUAAACAGGGGGUUUCUAUAGAAGUGUUUAUGUGCCAAAGAGGCGUCUUAUUGUGAAGUCUGAGGAAUUAUCCGAUGGGAGUGGCAGAGGUCAGGGAGGGGGAGUUUCUGUUUCUGUGGCCUCAAUUUGGAAAUAAAUGUUCUUUUGGAGACCAA
Molecule: messenger RNA, 1999 nt
Organism: Dama dama (fallow deer)
Lineage: Eukaryota; Metazoa; Chordata; Mammalia; Artiodactyla; Cervidae
Product: liver carboxylesterase-like
Exons: 14
Coding region: 82-1848 (588 amino acids)
Biological process (GO): lipid catabolic process
Cellular component (GO): lipid droplet; endoplasmic reticulum
Molecular function (GO): carboxylic ester hydrolase activity
Source: RefSeq, a predicted model, not a curated record